ACUUGCGCGGCAGGUUUAUUAAUAAACACAUUCGAUAACUCAUAGGGUGUAUAUUCAAUUGCUGUAUGCUAUGAAAGUGCAACGAUAACAAUUAUUAUAUUGUGACAGUCACAGAAAAGGGACAUUAUGGACAAGAUGGGAAAUAAUUCCUCAUCGCUGCCAACUGAAAGAAAAUCUGGUGAAGAUGAACACGAAUCUGGCGCAGUUGCUGUGCAGAGCUGCGAGUUUGAAGUUUUUGGCAUUGUGCAAGGCGUCUCAUUUCGCAUGUAUACGCAGCGCAAGGCACAGUCUCUAGGCAUUCGGGGCUGGUGUAUGAAUACAUCUGAUGGAACUGUAAAGGGCGAAAUUCAAGGCAACUCAAAUGCUAUGCAUGAAAUGAAAUUGUGGCUCGAACGUACCGGCAGCCCCACAAGCCGUAUAGACAAGUGCGUUUUUGGAGAAACCGCAGAAUUACCUCAAUAUACACAUGAAGAAUUUACUAUAAAGGUAUAAAUAUGUUAAUAAAUGUUAACCGUUAUUAAGUAAA
Messenger RNA from Scaptodrosophila lebanonensis, 526 nucleotides. RefSeq names its product acylphosphatase-1. Gene Ontology annotation, molecular function: acylphosphatase activity. The record is from RefSeq and is a predicted model, not a curated record. The transcript is spliced from 4 exons. NCBI's taxonomy places the organism in Eukaryota, Metazoa, Arthropoda, Insecta, Diptera, Drosophilidae. The coding region runs from base 127 to 492 and encodes 121 amino acids.